CAUUACCUAACAUAUACAUGUUCCAACUUCUCUUUUUUGAGUCACUAUGACCAAAGACUCUCAAUAUCUAUAUCCCAUUUUGACAUUGAAACCAAAGCUCAAGCUCAAGCCCCAGAUGAGGAGAGCACAGACUCUAAUCCAUCUUCUCUUACUAUGGCUUCUGCUUACAGCAUUUGCAUUUCAAUGCCAUACCAAGGUUCAAGCUACACGAUCAGUUGAUUUCAAGCUCAGACCUGCAAAACCCGGAUCAAGGCAGACCAAUGGACAAAUUUUCACCGCUUGGGUUGAAGGGAAGAAGAAUCAUAAAAGACCAUCUGGACCCAACCCUGUUGGAAAUGAUCGUCCCCCAACAAGGCCAUGAAUCAAUGAAUGCAAUUGUGUCACGUAAUGAGUGGAACAGAUUAUUAAAAUAUUUCUUUGGAGUUUAUGGAGGUUAGACAUAUUUGCGUAAGUUAGAAACAUCUUGUGUUUAGGGUGUUAUGUUUGUAUAAAGAUGCAAUAUAUUCGACGUUUUGAACUCUAUGACCUUUUUUAAAUAGUAAAUUAGCACAUUUGUUGGUGAAAA
Messenger RNA from Camellia sinensis, 565 nucleotides. Lineage: Eukaryota; Viridiplantae; Streptophyta; Magnoliopsida; Ericales; Theaceae. The record is from RefSeq and is a predicted model, not a curated record.